GAUGACCAUAAUGUUGAAGAAUUUCAUCCGAUCAAAACCACUCGUAGAAGUUUUCGUGGUCCUCCUUUGCUGGUACCUCAUGAGGAUGGAUCAAUGCGAGAAGUUGAUGAAGUGAGAUGGUUUAUUUACCGGAAGCUGCACUACAUUUGGGUCGAGAAAGUGAAGAAGAUCAUUGAUGAUGACGAAAGAGAUGGCCAUUGGGUGACGCCUGGUGAUGUAUUUAGUCAAUCUCCUUCUCAUGCGUUCCAUGAUGCCAUCAAAAAGGGAACUGGUUACGAUGACCAUGAGGUAUCCCAACGUCUCGCCACUUACGGGUUAAAUUCUAUUGAAAUAAAGCUUCGUCCCAUACCAAUGCUUCUAUUUAUGGAAGUGAUUUCACCGUUUUAUAUUUUCCAGAUAUUCAGUGUUACUGUUUGGUAUAAUGACGAAUAUUGUUACUAUGCUUCUGUUAUUGUUAUUAUGUCAGUUUGUUCUAUAAUAAUGGACGUUCUGCAGACAAGAGGACAGGAAAAACGGCUGCGAGCCAUGGUUCAUUCGAGCAGUGAAGUGGAAGUUAUCAGGAAUGGUGGAUUUGUUACUCGAAUCGACAGUGAACGAUUGGUCCCUGGUGAUAUUCUCUUGAUUCCACCUCAUGGCUUGUCUCCUUCAAUGUGA
Molecule: messenger RNA, 654 nt
Organism: Cooperia oncophora
Lineage: Eukaryota; Metazoa; Nematoda; Chromadorea; Rhabditida; Trichostrongylidae
Source: the annotation of a GenBank genome assembly